CACACGCUCUCCAGAGGAGGCACGGUUAGCAAAGGUGAUGAUUAACCCCUUCCCCCUUAUUCCUGCCCUCGUCUGUUUCUUCUACCUGUACUCGUCUGGACUCGCUCGAUGAGUAAAGAAAUGAGCGAGUGAGACCGGUUAACAGUCAGAUGCGCAGACCUCUCUCUGACGAACACUUGGAAGAUUUGGAUACCUGAAGAAUUCAACUGUGGGAUACAAUUUGGAUUAUAUUACAAAAGAAGUCAUCUUAAGAAAACCAGACACACAUUGUUGGAAUUGUUGGAUUACAGUAUCGAAGCACCAUGCAGUAAAUUUGUGGUGAAGUAACUUCAGAGUUUGUGGGACAACAGAUCUUCAUCUUUGUUCGCGUACCAGGAUUCUUUCUCACUGAGCAGCUAUGUCUAAACCUUCACGUCUUGCUCGCCCUUCCUCUGCGAGUUCAGGCUCCAAGCUCCCCUCACCUCGACGUGAUGCACCUGGUGGACGACCCAGAACUGUAAGCGUGAUGCAGACAGGAAGCGAGGGGAUCAUGAGGCCUCCGCUAAAUGGGGCGACACAUUCACACACCCUGCAAGGCACUAAUAUCAAGGAAGAGGAUGAGGUGGACCAGCCCAAGAGCAGAACAAGUCCACAAAAAGGGUCCACAGCUACCGUAACCCAGCAACAAGUCACAGUGCAGAAGCCUCUGAAAGGUAAUCUAAAAGUGACCUCCGCGGAGGACGCUGAGCACCUAUCCCGUAAACAGCAGUCCGUCCCCACUAACAGCCCGGGCAACCGCUGCGAGCCCAGAUCCAGUCGCGCGGGGGUUCCACGGAGACACACUGUGGGUGGAGCACGCAGCUCAAGGGAGAUCCUGGCCAUGCAGCCCUCAGAUAUGGAUAAAAAACGAGAGGCCUUCCUGGAACAUCUCAAGCAGAAAUACCCACACCACGCCUCUGCCAUCAUGGGCCAUCAGGAAAGACUCAAAGAACAGUUGUUUCAGGGGAUGUUGUCCGCUCUUCACUCUGAGAUAGAUAUACAGAGAUAUCUGCUGAAAAUCCAGAACCUUGGAAGCCGGGGCUCUAAACAGAGUUUGGUGUGCCCAAGCCCAGUGCCUGUGUUUGUGGAUCAGUUGGAACACGGCUCACUGGUCUCUCUGGAUGCUCUGGAGGUCAUGUCUGAGUGUGACGCCCCCUUCGCCUUUACCCGAGGCUCUCGGUCCAGAGCCAGUCUGCCUGUGGUCCGCUCCACCAACCAGACCAAGGACCGGUCACUAGGUGUGUUGUAUCUGCAGUACGGGGAUGACACCAAGCAGAUUCGCAUGCCUAAUGAAAUAACAAGCGCCGAUACAAUCAAAGCUCUGUUUGUUAGUGCCUUCCCUCAUCAGCUUAACAUGAAGAUACUUGAGUCGCCCAGCACCGCAAUAUACGUCAAAGACGAGAACAGGAACGUCUACUAUGAACUUGCAGAUGUCAGGAGCAUCACGGAUCACUCCUGCUUGAAGGUGUACCACAAAGACCCUGCGCACGUCUUCAAUCAUGGACCCCGGCCAAGCAAUGGGGACGCAAGGGUUCACAGAGAGAUGAUGUAUGGGGGACGGGACGGUCACCCUCUCCGGCAACCUCCAAUGGGCCCCCCACCACCUCACAUGCAGGGCACCAUGUCCCCUACCACACCUCACACUAUGCCCCCAUCACCCUCUCGUAUUCCAUUCGGUCCUCGCUCUGCAGGCGGUGCGGUUGGCGGUGCGGUUGGCGGUGCAGUCGGUGGUGCCACAAUGCCACGCGACAGACCUGGAAACACGCUCCCUUCACCCGUCCGCUCGGCUUCUCCCAGCCCCAGCGCCAUCCUGGAACGACGGGACGUCAAACCCGACGAGGAUGUGACUGCAAAGAGCAUGUCACUUCCUGCUCGAGCCGAAGGCCAUUAUGCUGAUCCCUACAUGUUACAUCACCACGCCCCACCCCCUGACACAAUAGACCAUGCCUACCACCGUGCCACCAUGCGUUCCUACAGCAACCCUGGCGUUCCCAUGGAAGCCGUCGACCAUCAUUCACUGUUCCGACAGAAAAGCAGAAAGUACACGGAUAGCCAGCUGCCAAUGCUGGGCUCCAAAACCCCGCCCGCUUCCCCGCACAGAAUGGGCGAGAUAAGAAUGAUGGACAUUCACACUGGCCAACAAAUGACUUUAGAGAGAUCCUCACCUGUAAGACAGUCAUUUAGGAAAGAGACACCCGUUGCUAUGGACGCCAUGGUAAAGGCAAGGGGUGGCAUGGGCUCGCCGGCAACUCCUGAUAUUCAGGGUCACAAUCCUUUGGCGCCCUCAGCAGACCCUCAGACACGAGAGAGAAUGAAGGCCAUGGAGGAUCAAAUAGCCAGUCUGACUGGUCUUGUACAGCACGCUCUCUUAAAGAGCCACAGCACUAACGGCAGCAAGGAGCACCAGAGUGAGAAACCACAGAUCCAGACUGGAUCACCAGUUCACAGCACAUCUAGUGCAGGAGGCUCUCCAGUAUUAGCGCCAAAAAUCGCAUCAAUGCCUCCUGAACGUAGCCCCGCCCCUACACCGCCAACAGGACACGCCCCUUUAAAUGUUAACUUACAGCUGUUCAGGAAAAAUAUCUCUGAGUUCCGCCUCCAGCUGCAACAUAUGAGACAAAUGCAGCUUCAGAAUCAAGAGUGUGUACGUGCACAGAUAAAGCGUGCGGAGCAAGAGAUCAGCAUGAAACUGGCCGAAAUGCUGAGGCGACAGGACGAUCCCACACAGAAACAGAGAACGGUGGUGGAAGAAGAGAGACACAGAUAUCUCACAAUGCAGGAAAGAGUUCUCACACAGCUGGGGGAUCUGGAGCAGUUUGUGGAGUCUCUGAAGACCGAAUCCAGCUCGGCUGUGUCUCAGAGAUCUGUGACUCUGAAGGAGGUAGAGGAGGGAGCUGUCAACCUGAGGAAGGUGGGCGAGAACCUGGCUGGACUGAAAGGCGAGUUUCCGGCUCUACAGACCCGUAUGCGAGCAGUGCUCAGGGUUGAGGUGGAAGCCGUCAAGUUCCUAAAGGAAGAGCCGCACAAACUCGACAGUAUGCUGAUGAGGGUCCGAACCCUCACCGACACACUCAACAACCUUCGCAGGUGUGCACCAGAUAGCAUGCUGAAUUCCUCUGAACCGGUUCAAAAAACGGAAUCAGCCGUCGUCACUGAAUCCAUUGAAUCUGCCCCGGUCACGCCCCAGACUUCCACCGUGAGGUCAGAGGUCAUGACAUCAACCCCUUUGGUGAUCCACCACGCCCAAGCCUCUCCUGUAGCUUCACAACAAUCCCAGCAGUCAACGGCACCAUCGCCACCUGCCCUAAAGAGACAAGAGUCCAUCCCCUCGCCCACCAAACAACUCAAGAAACCCACAGCGUCCCCUGAGCAGACACAAAUAGUCAUAAACAGCAGUAAUGGAAUCUCUACGAAUGGCGUCCAUGGUAAGAAUCUUACUCCAGGCUUGUUCAUCGAAGAGAUCCAGGCGAGCCGCAGCAAGACCAAGAACAGGGCUGUGUCGAUUAAGGCUGCAGAGAGAGGAUGGGAGGAGAAGAGGCUGAACUUGGGUCAUUAUGACGGACAGGAAUUUGAACGGAUGCUCCAAGAAGCCGAGGCCAAUAUGUUAAGAGGAAUACCAAGCCUUGAGGUGCCCAGCGAACCAGAGAAGUGCCCUGACGCCCCUGCAAAACGUCCUGCCUCCCUGGAGGAGGUCGUGGAAAAAAAGGAGCCUGUGAUGACGUCAGUACAGCACGAUAACAAUCAGCCCAAGCUAAACUCUGAGAAACCUAUUAAGACUGCUUCAGAGAAACCUUCCAAACCUCUGGAGAAACCCAUUAAGCCGGCCUUGGAGAGGCCUUCUAAACCCAGCUUAUCCAUCAAAUCCAGUCUGGAGAAACAGAGUAAGACUCAGGAAAAAGUUGUCAAACUUCAAAGCACAGAAAAGGCAAACAAGUCGCCUCCUCCACCCCCACCUCGAAGAACCUACCCCAACGCCACCACGGGAAUGACCACCACCCGCUCAGGAGAGGUCAUUUACACCAGUCGGAAAGACUCUGUCACUGUAGAGGAUGGUGACGAGGAGCCCACCAGUCCAGUGUCUCAACCCGAACCAAAAACCCAUCCAGAGCCCAAACCCUGCACACCUCCUCCUCCUAUCUCUGCCUCAGCCAUCAAAGAGGAGGAGGAUGAAGGAGAUAAGAUCAUGGCAGAGUUGCAGGUUUUCCAGAAGUGCACUGUUAAGGAGAUAGGGCUCAAAGGUUUGGUAGAGCCACAGAUCAGAGAGCUAAGACCUGGGGCCUUACUGCCCCUUAAAGAUAAGAAGCAUACAGAUAAAGAAGACAAGAAUCUCGACACGGAUGAGAAUGGCAACAAUACAGUCCGUCAGAGUCCUGGGGUCAUCUACUAUGUCACAGCUCAGAUCUCCAAAGGAACUCCAUCAGCAUCAGACGAAUCAGCAGAGCGUAGGGAUACAUCACAGUCAUCAUCACAGGUGUCACAUGCUUCUGACCAACACUUCACCAUUUCUGACCAAUCCCAAAACCUGCUGCAAAUAUCCACUAAAACAUCAAUAAUUAGUGGCGUCGUCAGGUCUUCUAGCUCUCUGUCCCAAAAUCAGUCAAUCAGUUCUGCCUCACAGAAGUCAAACCCAUCCUCUCAACCGGAGGAAGUUCCAACUAGCCCAACUCAAGGGAAGGUUCAUGUGGUCAAGGCUCCGCAAGUGCAGGUUAGCAUAGAAGAAAGAAUCGAGUCUCCAACUGCUGUUUGCUCACCAGUCUCCUUUGGAGAAACUGAGCCCAUCCAUUUUAAAGCAAGCCCUGUUGGGUCAGAUUCUUCAAAUCUAAAGCUUACCCUUGGUUCAUCCAAGGCAAAGGAAAGGAAAUUUAAGGAAAUGGAGCAAAAUGAUGACACCUCUCUCAGUCCUGAUCUGUCAGGAGAAGGACCUCCUCCACCUCCACCUGAUAACUUUGCGUUCAUGGUCACUAACAGUAAGGUUCAAACCCUCUCCACUGGAGAGUACCAGCAACUGGUCAACGCCAAGAAGGGUAGCGUGCAGACUGUAACUUUUGGCAACAAUAGACCUUCUGGUGGUGACAUAACUUUUGGAGAUGACGCUCUUGGGAAUGCUGACAGCACUAGUAAAAAGCCAGUUAUCAUCAUCUUUGAUGAGCCAAUGGACAUCCGUUCAGCUUACAAACGCCUUUCUACAAUUUUUGAAUGUGAGGAGGAGCUAGAUCGAAUGCUUGCGGAAGAAAGGAUAGAUGAGGAAAACGAGGAUACAGAGGAAGAAUGGAAUGGAGGAGUGCAGGUCAAGCAAAAUGGAGAUGGUAGAGGAUCUGGACAAGGUACUGAUGUUAGGGAUAGUUCUGCACAAGCCGUCAACUCUUCAUCAUCCUCAUCUUCAAUAGAAUCAGUCGUAGACGGUCAUGGUGAUGCAAAGCAAGAUGAAAAGAAGAAGUUCAAGCUGAAGUUCCCAAAGAAACAGCUGGCGGCAUUAACGCAAGCCAUUCGCACCGGUACAAAAACAGGCAAGAAAACUUUACAGGUUGUCGUCUACGAAGAAGAGGAGGAGUCGGAUGGAACGGUCAGAGAACACAAAGAGACCAAGAGGUUUGAAAUUUCUUGUUCCAAACCCGAGUCCUCGAAAUCAAAUCCACAGGAACCGACUGUACGAACCAACGAGAUUCGUAAGAACGCCUACAAAACCCUAGACAGUCUAGAGCAAACUAUAAAACAGCUAGAGAGCACAAUUAGCGAAAUGGCACCAAAAUCUCCCGAUAACGAUGAAAACUCCGUGAGCCUUGAAGCUCACACAGAUAAAGCACCUUCUCCCAAAUCGUUGGUUCCGAGACCUUCCUCCGCCAGAAAAAACCUUGAUCUCCGAAAGAAGACCAAACCACAGCUCCUUCCCAGGCCUGCCAUCAUACCAACUGCAGGGGUCUCAGUCACACCAGUUCCCACACAGCAGAAUGCCAGCGUGGUCUCACCUUCUAGUCGGAUGCCGGUGCCCGUUUCUGCCAAGCCGAGGCAGCAACCGAGCACCUCAGACAAAGAAAGGGCAACAAAACAGCAAAAGCUACAGGACACUCAGAGGCAGUUUCGCCAGGCUAACGGAAGUGCUAAAAGAUCAGGAGGAGAUCCCAAAUCCACUUCUCCUACCGCGCCUGCUUCUAAAAUUCCUGCUUUUUCCUCUAGCGCGGGAAAGAGCUCGGCCCAGUCUGAUACUACUAAUAUUGUACAUUCUUCCUCUCCUUUAUCUUCCUCCGUUCCUGUUAGCAAAUCUUCCAUCCCUCCUCCUCGAUCCAGCUCCGCCUCCUCCUCUCAUAUCCCCUCCUUCUCUAAUGGUUCUCUUAAAUGUGCCCCUCCCACUCACAGCACUAAAGGCCUCCCCAUGCAGACACAAAAUGGCCGACCUUCUUCCUCUUCUUCCUGUUCCCACUCUCCCCUGUCCCCGACUAUGUUGAGUCAGAGUACGAAGAGUAUCCGCACCAUUCACACACCCAGCUUCAACAGCUACAGUCGGCAACACAAUGGGAAUGCCGGUAAAUCAGCUAUCCCCGCGGUCGCUAAGGAUGCUGCGUAGUAUGCUUGGCUGUUCCGCUACCAUUUCGUCAUCAUCCUUAAAAGAUGUUCAGUCACUCCUGAUUUGUAUUUUUAUGAUUUUUAUUUGUUGAGUACUAUUGUAACAAGUAUUCAGAGUGAACUUUAUUGUUUUUGGGCAUGGUUAUGGUUAUCGCAUGUCACUAUUUGUUCAUACCACAUAUUCAUUUGCUCAGCUGUAAGACUUACUUCUUAUUAUCUAUUUUAAAAACAUAUAAUACAGGUUGGUUUUAAGAAACAAAAUAUAAAUCUAGUUUAACUGCAGAGAGCAGGCUCAUGAUCAAAGAUUUUAUAGAGCACUUCAUUUGAAAAUAAUAUUUAUUUUUCAUACAAGUUGAAUAGAGACUAAAAAAAAAGGAUUGACACGGUGCAAGUAUGUAAACAGUAUCUUGGUUUAUAUGUGGCCUCUAAAUGAUUGUAGAUUAUUUUCAUUUGGCCUUUUUUUAGUUGACAGACAUUGGUUAUAACCAUAAUAAGUGAAUCAAGUACUGUAAGUAAACAUUAACAUUACUUGGGUUUUCUUUUUGUUAUUCUGUCAUGCACUGCCAAGAUUUAUUCAUGUAAAAUGACAACAGUUUUUCUAGUAAACAGUUGUCUGUCUUUUCAGUAGUUGUGCCUGUUUGCCAAAUUUUGUAAUUCAUACUUGACUAUGUAUACUGUGCUAGACACUAUAUGUACAUUUAGGAUAGGUUAUACUGUACCUGGCUUAACCUACCGAUAUCAUAAACCUUUGAUUUACUCUUAAAUUAACACGCAUUUAUGUCUAAAUGUAAAUUGUACUGAUUGAUGAAACUGCUCUUUACUUUCCAUGUAAAUACUGUAACAUCUCUAUUUCAGAGAUCGUGUUUAGUUUUGUUAACAUAUUGUACCAAAGUUUGUUUCUAUGCAUGCCUAUAAAAACCCGUAGAGAGAAAAAAUAUAACGGAAGAAAAUCAUGCUUGCACAGAUUUUGUAAAUAAAUGUUUUCUUUCUUUGUAUAGCUUUAAAUGCGGACACAAACUGUGCAAAGGAAUGUAGGUAUUGAAACAAUAAAGGUUUGCAUGAUUGUCAUUCACAUGGCCUCCUUAUGGCAAUGGUUUGUUCACUGCAGCCCUUUUAUUAAACUUCUGGCAACUUUUAUCUAA
Misgurnus anguillicaudatus (oriental weatherfish) is the source of this 7721-nucleotide messenger RNA. Its product is annotated as sickle tail protein. Gene Ontology annotation, cellular component: cytoplasm. The record is from RefSeq and is a predicted model, not a curated record. Lineage: Eukaryota; Metazoa; Chordata; Actinopteri; Cypriniformes; Cobitidae.